GCGCAUUUCUUUUCGUUUUAGAAAAAAUCAAAAAUAUUGUUGGUGGUAGUUUUUUGUGUGUUUGUUUAUUAUUUAAUAACACCAUUAGCAGAUCAAUUCAGAGAAAAAACGAUAUUACACGUUCAUCAAAGAUAUGUUCAUGACAAAGCAAAUCGCAAUAAAGAACGGCCGGAACUUUAUACGAAGCAAGAAUACAAGAAGAAAAAUAAGAUCUUGACUGAUUUGUUGUUGAAUAUCGAGAGAGAGGGAAUAUUCCCCGAGGACGACCCGUGCCCAUAUUUGGGAGUGCGUAAGCCAAUCAAAGAGAGCAGAUAUCCCAACGACUAUUUUGGAAUUUCAUGUCAACCGCACAGGCCUGAUGUAAAGGAUUGUGAAACGGCUCACGAGAUCUACGGUUCUGCAAGUGAUCUUCCACCCCAGCAAUGCACAGAAUUCAAGUACAAAGAUUUGUGUACGUUUCGAGCCAAUGGGAGUACAGAAAAUUAUAACUUGGAAUGUGAUUGGUCGAUUUGUUUCCCACGCAAACCAUACAUCGGGGAGAUGGACGCAACCUACGGUAGGGCCACGAGCUGGGUGUACGCCCCCACAGACAAAACGAUCGAAGAAAUUAUUCAACGUAGUAUGAAAAAUGGCUUCAAUUUCGUAUUCCUUCAAUGCGGCAGUUUGAGGCAGGUUCUCCCUCUUCCAAGAACAAUAAAAUUAUCCAGUAAGAAGAGUAAGAAGAGUAAAAAGAAAAGUAAAAAGAUUAACGUGAACAUAAUACUAAUAGAUUCAAUCUCUCGACCACACUUUUAUCGGUCAAUGCCACGGACUAUAGAAGCACUACGUCAUGUAGUAUACAACGAAAGUAUUCCAGCUACAGUGCUUGAUUUUGAGCUCCUGCAGAGCGUUAGUCAACACACAAUGGAUAAUUGUAGACCUCUCUACUCUGGAGUGACCGCAGGUGUAUAUAAAGAGUUCAGUAGCAAAUGGAGAAAAUCGAUUAAACCGCUGGGAAUAUCUGUUUUAUUUGGUGAAUAUCAGAAAAAUGGUUAUCAAACAAUGUUCCAGGAGGAAGGGUGUUGGUAUGACUUGUGGGGGUUGAUGCUGACCGACGUGGAGAGGCACCCCACACUCACAGAUAGGGAAGGCUUUGCGAAGAGGUGGAAACAAUUGCAAGAAAGAUGGAAACAUUAUCACAUUGAUGAUUUUGGACUGACACAUUUCACUUGUGAAGUUGUAAAGAAGUAUGGUCAAACCAAUGAUAUGGAUCGUCCAAAGCACGUUUGUUUCAAUGGUGACUAUAUUAGCACAUACUAUCUGAAAUAUCAUCUCGACUACCUGAGAUCAAUCCGGGAGCACAAAGACUCGCUCCCACUCCUCCAUUACCUUCAUCUGGUCACCGGUCACACCUCCUAUGGCACACGCAUUCGUAACGACGACGUCGGCCUGGCUACUUACGUCACUCAGCUAGCACGUGACCCAAACACGCUGACCAUAAUCUUAUCAGACCACGGUCACACGCGAACAAAAUAUUCCCAAACGGUAGAAGGCCGGUUUGAGCUCUCAAAUCCAUUAAUGUUCGUCUUAUUCUCGGAAAAUGUCGCCGGCAUACUCGGGAAAAAUAAGGUGCGCUCAUUGGUGGAAAACCAACAACGACUCUUCACGACUCUCGAUAUACAUCGUAUGUUGAUGGCAUUAAACAAUCCAGUCAAAAUGCAGUCAGAUGAUUACCGGGUCAAUGGUAUCCUAUCAGUGUUGCCUAGCAAUCGUACAUGUGAGAACCUGCCUCUCACCCCCCUGACGAGAUGUAAAUGUGAAGGAUGGGAUCAUAAAGUUGGAGAUAAUUCGCAGCGCCAUAUUUGGCUAGCCGAGUUUGCUCUAGGACAACUGAAUAACGUGAUGCAGGAACAGUUUAUGAAAGGGCACAAAAAUAGUGGUUAUGGCUCGUGUAUACGGCUACGGGGCCUGGAAACCAAGAACAACAUCGAGAAACAAACUGAAAAGAGACUGAGUGUCACUAUGGAUCUAAUUGUAGAAUCUGCAGUACAAAAUAGAGUCGAAGUAUUUCAAGUUUUGAUUGAGACGCCGUUGCUACCAGAUGAGAACAUUGCCAGUGCAAAACUGAUCAAAUACGACAGGCAGAGUCUGUACAGCCGUUACCUACACUGCGUUGACGAUGGUGUUGAUGUUAGCCUUUGCGCAUGCGCGAAGAAAACUGAUAACAAAGAUACGAUCGCUUCCGACGCUCUCCGAAGCCUAGCUACUCGCAGCGCGUUCGGAGCGGAAACUGAAGUGACAUUGGUUGAUAAAGAGGGAUGUCUGUUGAUGUUAAGUAGAAAGCAUAACUUCAGUAUUUCGUAUGAAGUGGCAAAUCUCUGUGAUAAAACAUAUCACUUUAAAUUUCAUGGGAAGGCAUUUAAUAUGUUAUUAACGGCGAAACUGCCUGUUAUUAUUGUUGUUAAACCUAGGACGAUAUAUUUUUUAAUAUCUGCCACAAGAUAUGUAGUUAAUGAUAGUUACUUUGAUGUUAGAACUAACCACAAACUAAUGAAUUAGAAAGUCCCUUUGUAUUUCAAUUGGGGUUAAU
Dendronephthya gigantea is the source of this 2569-nucleotide messenger RNA. RefSeq lists its product as uncharacterized. The transcript has 8 exons. The record is from RefSeq and is a predicted model, not a curated record. NCBI's taxonomy places the organism in Eukaryota, Metazoa, Cnidaria, Anthozoa, Malacalcyonacea, Nephtheidae. Bases 541 to 2538 code for a protein of 665 amino acids.